Molecule: messenger RNA, 906 nt
Organism: Folsomia candida
Lineage: Eukaryota; Metazoa; Arthropoda; Collembola; Entomobryomorpha; Isotomidae
Product: interferon-induced, double-stranded RNA-activated protein kinase
Exons: 4
Coding region: 1-906 (301 amino acids)
Biological process (GO): protein phosphorylation
Molecular function (GO): ATP binding; protein kinase activity
Source: RefSeq, a predicted model, not a curated record
AUGGAAGACUAUCCCGUGACCAGGAUGAAGAGAGAGAUUGAGCUCCUAGUGUCGCUAAGUGGUCAAAAUUGUGGAGAAAAUUUUGUACAUUAUUUCACCCAUUGGUUCGAAGGACCGGAUGUGGACGACUUGGACUCGUUAAAUCACUCGCUACUAGAUGACAGCGACUAUUCUCCUGAUAUUCCACCAGUCCCGAAAAAUUGGCUCUUUAUUGAAAUGGAACUUUGUGGAAGUACCCUCCAGAGCUGGCUUGUCGAUCGACCAAAUCAGGAAGAUCGGGACGUUGACGAAGUCGCGUUAAUCUUGAAGCAAGUACUCCGGGCGUUGGUUCACGUUCAUUCCCUUCGAAUAAUUCAUCGAGACAUUAAACCUGACAAUAUUUUCGUCACAAAUAUCGAAUCAAUUACAACAGUUAAAUUGGGAGAUUUUGGUCUUGGCAAAAUGUUACAAGGGGACAAAAGUAAGGUUACGACGGAGCGGGUGGGAUCUACCAGAUAUCAGAGCCCAGAAAUGCUCCGUGGGGAUGGCCGUUAUUCGGAGAAAACAGACAUUUUUUCAACUGGGCUGGUCUACCUUCAACUUUUAUUUGUCUCAGAAACAAUAACUUUUGUACGAGAUAUCCGUGACGUUUUCGUCCUUCUUCAGACGAAGGUUCAAACUAGUGUUCUGGAUUGUCCCGAUCUUCUCAUUUUUCCAAUGGAAGUUGCUUUGAUUAAGAAAAUGACGUCAUACUUUUCCGACACCCGAUACAAGGCUGAACAAGUCUUAGAAGCUUUGGAAAAUCCAGAAAACUUCCUGGAAAGGGUGUCGUCGGAACGGAGACGAGAUGCAACGUUCAGCUGUGGAUUAGUCCCACCUAUCUGUUCUGUUCUGUUGUGUUCAAUCUUUUACGUCUGCGGUAUAUGA